AUGCAAGUUGUGACUAAGUUUGAUGUAGUACGAAUUUGGGGAAGUGAUGCAGUGGGGUGGGAGUUUGUAGGUGCGGAAGGCAUGUCGGGGGGUCUGCUAUUGAUGUGGGAUAUCAUGCUGUUUAGAAUGAAUAACUGUUACAAAGGGGAGAUAUGGUUAUGUGUGGAAGGAGUCCUUUUGAAAAAUGAUUAUCGUUGUGCUUUUUGUUUGGUAUAUGGUGCUCAUACUAGAGCAGGAAAACUUGCUGUGUGGGAGGAACUGAGCUUUAUAGCUGGCUUAUGUCAAGUUUCGAUAUGUUACAUGGGUGACUUUAACGAGGUUACACAGGUUGAAGAGAGGAAAGAUCAGGACCGAUUAACAGCAUCAGCAGAAGAUUUUAAGAGUUGGGUUCAGGAUAUGCAGUUAGUGGAUUUACCUUUGAAUGAUCGCAACUAUACAUGGUUUAGAGGCAGCUCUUGCAGUCGUAUUGAUAGGGUACUUGUGAGCUUAGAAUGGACGGAGGAAUUUCCAGAGAUUCGGUUAAAAGGGGGACCGAGAGGCCUGUCAGAUCAUUGUCCAAUUAUAGUUCAGAAUACCAUAUGCAGAGAUGGUCUGCGUCCAUUUCGAAGUUUAGAUUCCUGUUUUACCCAUGAAGGUUUCUUAAGAAUGGUCAGAGAGGAAUGGAGGAACCUUGGUGAGGUGCAAUUCACAGAUAAGCUGAAAGCUCUUACGAUGCCUUUGAGAAGAUGGCAUAAGGAUAAAUUCGGUGACAUGGAUAAGAAAAUUCAGCACUUUGAGGAGGAGAUCAAGAAGGUAGAUGAGCUGGCAAGAAAUGGAGUAUAUGAUGGUACAUCGGAGGCUAGAAGGAAGGCUCUAGUAAGCUGUUGCAAGCAGUGGUAUGUGAGAAAAAAAAUACACUGGAAGCAGAUGUCACGCUCCAAGCAUGCGAAGGAUAUGGAUAAAAACACUAGAUACUUCCAUAACUUGGCGUCGGCAAGAAGGAGGAACAAUAGAAUUGAUGGCCUGAUAAUUAACGGUAGGUUGGUGAGGAAUCAAUCUCGGAUCAAGAUUGCUAUCCGAGACUUCUAUAAAUAUUUGUAUCACCAGGAGAGAUCACCGGUGGUGGGAUUUAGGGAUGGACUGGUAAAUCGGAUCGAUGAAGAGGAGUCCAUAGCUUUGGAGAGAUUACUGACAUCAGAGGAGAUUAGAGAGGCAGUUUGGGAUUGCGAAUCUUCUAAGGCUCCAAGAAGUGAUGGGUAUAACAUGAAUUUCAUCAAGAAGUGCUGGGAUGAGAUUGGUGCUGAGUUCACCAAAGCUGUUAUGGAUUUUUUCUGA
Messenger RNA from Arachis ipaensis, 1314 nucleotides. RefSeq lists its product as uncharacterized. NCBI's taxonomy places the organism in Eukaryota, Viridiplantae, Streptophyta, Magnoliopsida, Fabales, Fabaceae. Gene Ontology annotation, molecular function: catalytic activity. The record is from RefSeq and is a predicted model, not a curated record.